AUAGUGUUUCCCAGAAGUCUUGUACUGAAUCAUGGCACUUCGGCUACCAGCUUCUAAAGCAGCUGAAGUUGCGAUUGGAUCUAUUGGCUGCGGUUAUGAUCUAGCUAUUGAUGUAAGGUUGAAGUAUUGCAAAGGUGGUUCUAAAGAUUCAAGAUUACUUGAUAUCAAAGAAGGUGAUGACAAUUGUGAGAUUGUUUUACCUGGUGGAAUCUCCAUUCCUAAUGUUUCCAAGUCUAUUAAAUGCGAUAAAGGAGAGCGUAUGCGGUUUAGGUCCGAUAUUCUUCCUUUCCAACAGAUGGCAGAGCAGUUCAACCAGGAACUAUCUUUGGCUGGUAAAAUCCCGUCAGGUCUCUUCAAUGCGAUGUUUGAAUUCUCUAGCUGUUGGCAGAAAGAUGCAGCCUAUACCAAAGACCUUGCUUUUGAUGGGGUAUUCAUCUCAUUAUACACGGUUGCUUUGGACAAAUCUCAAGUGUUACUCCGUGAGCAUGUUAAGCAGGCUGUUCCAUCAACAUGGGACCCUGCUGCAUUGGCAAGGUUUAUAGAUAUUUAUGGGACGCAUAUAAUUGUUAGUGUUAAGAUGGGAGGAAAAGAUGUGAUUUAUGCAAAACAACAACACUCCUCAAAACUUCAGCCUGAGGAUCUGCAGAAAAGGUUAAAAGAGGUGGCAGAUAAGAGGUUCGUGGAAGCUAGCGCAGUGCAUAGUAUGGCUUCAGAAAGAGUACAAACAAGUAGUAAGGUGGAAACAAAGGAGCAACGCCUGAGAUUUGCAGAUACCAGUUCGUUGGGCUCUUAUGCAAAUAAGGAGGACAUUGUCUUCAUGUGCAAAAGGCGAGGUGGAAACGACAAUAGAAAUCUAAUGCAUAAUGAAUGGCUGCAAACAGUUCAGAUGGAGCCUGAUGUUAUCUCAAUGUCCUUUAUUCCAAUUACGUCUUUGCUCAAUGGAGUUCCAGGAAGUGGAUUCUUAAGCCAUGCCAUAAAUCUGUAUCUAAGAUAUAAGCCACCGAUUGAAGAGCUACAUCAGUUUCUAGAGUUUCAGCUACCACGGCAGUGGGCACCCGUGUUUAGUGAACUUCCUCUUGGUCCGCAACGGAAGCAACAAAGUUGUGCGUCUCUGCAAUUCAGUUUCUUCGGACCUAAGCUAUAUGUGAAUACCACUCCGGUUGAUGUUGGUAAAAGGCCUAUCACUGGCAUGCGGCUCUACCUAGAGGGUAGAAGAAGCAACCGUUUGGCAAUUCAUUUGCAACACCUUUCCUCUCUUCCCAAGAUAUAUCAGCUCGAAGACGAUCUAAAUAAAAGUGUCAGGCAGGAGGCGCAUGAUCGUCGAUACUAUGAGAAAGUAAACUGGAAGAACUACUCUCACGUCUGCACAGAACCCGUCGAAUCAGAUGAUGAUCUUUCCGUAGUAACCGGUGCGCAGCUUCAUGUAGAGAGCCACGGAUUCAAGAACGUGCUCUUCUUGCGCCUUUGUUUCUCUAGAGUUGUGGGAGCAACACUUGUAAAGAAUUCUGAAUGGGAUGAAGCGGUAGGCUUUGCUCCAAAAUCGGGACUCAUCUCAACGCUAAUAAGCCAUCACUUCACUGCAGCACAGAAACCACCACCACGACCUGCAGAUGUGAAUAUAAAUUCGGCCAUCUACCCUGGCGGACCACCAGUACCCACACAAGCUCCCAAACUUUUGAAAUUUGUGGAUACAAGUGAGAUGACGAGAGGACCGCAAGAAUCACCCGGGUAUUGGGUUGUAUCAGGUGCAAGAUUACUGGUGGAGAAAGGCAAAAUAUCAUUGAAGGUGAAGUAUUCUCUAUUUACUCCAAUAUUGGGAGAUGAAGUGAGUGAGGAACCCUAUGAAGCCACCACACUAGCCACACAGAAGACCAAAACCAGCAUGAGAGACAUUGUAUUGACGGAGGAGGUUGUGAGGAUGGAAGCUCCUCAAGGCACUCAUACAUACCAGAGAAUGAUGAGGGAUUAAACUCGGAAGAAGUUUUUGUUUACUUUUGAUGAAAACAUUGUUCCUUGUACCGGUAGUGAUGGUCAUGAAUCAGGAGAUGAUAAUGGAAGAGGGGAAGUUUCAGAUUUGUCUGGAAACCUCCAAACCACAGAUCUGACUGACAGAAUCAGAGAUGAUAUUGUAGGAGAUAGAAGUGAAAAUGAAUCUACAAGUGUUCC
Arabidopsis arenosa is the source of this 2166-nucleotide messenger RNA. The record is from the annotation of a GenBank genome assembly. Lineage: Eukaryota; Viridiplantae; Streptophyta; Magnoliopsida; Brassicales; Brassicaceae.